This is a messenger RNA of Aspergillus alliaceus, 819 nucleotides long. RefSeq names its product isopentenyl-diphosphate delta-isomerase IDI1 (gene idi1). Gene Ontology annotation, molecular function: isopentenyl-diphosphate delta-isomerase activity. Gene Ontology annotation, biological process: isopentenyl diphosphate biosynthetic process; isoprenoid biosynthetic process. The transcript is spliced from 3 exons. NCBI's taxonomy places the organism in Eukaryota, Fungi, Ascomycota, Eurotiomycetes, Eurotiales, Aspergillaceae. Bases 1 to 819 code for a protein of 272 amino acids. Gene Ontology annotation, cellular component: cytoplasm. The record is from RefSeq and is a predicted model, not a curated record.
AUGAGCGCUUCCACCACGAUCACCGCGCCACCUCGAAUUACGACGGAGAACGUCGCAACUCUCUUCCCCGAGGUUGACACCUCUUUGGCUCGCGAAGUACUCCCCUCGGCCAGUGGCAACCCCUCCGCAGCUGGCAGCAGUGAGCUCGCGGGGUACGAUGAGGAACAAGUUCGCCUGAUGGACGAAGUCUGCAUUGUUCUGGAUGAUGAUGACAAGCCUAUUGGCAGUGCCAGCAAGAAGGCCUGCCACCUUAUGACCAACAUUGACCGGGGUCUUCUUCACCGUGCCUUUUCCGUUUUCCUCUUCGAUUCCAACAAGCGCUUGCUGCUCCAACAACGCGCCACCGAGAAGAUUACGUUCCCGGACAUGUGGACAAAUACCUGCUGCUCUCACCCACUAGGAAUUGCUGGUGAGACCGGCUCUGAGCUAGAUGCCGCUAUCUUGGGCGUGAAGCGGGCUGCGCAGCGGAAGUUGGAACAUGAGCUGGGGAUUAAGCCCGAGCAAGUUCCAUUGGAUAAAUUCGAGUUCUUCACAAGAAUACACUAUAAGGCUCCUAGUGAUGGAAAGUGGGGCGAGCAUGAGAUCGACUAUAUUCUCUUCAUCCAGGCAGAUGUAGAAUUGAAUCCUAAUUUGAAUGAGGUCCGGGACACGAAGUAUGUCUCGGCCGACGAGUUGAAGAGGAUGUUUGAGCAGCCGGGGCUGAAGUUCACCCCCUGGUUUAAGCUUAUCUGCAAUUCGAUGUUGUUCGAAUGGUGGAGCCACCUCGGCUCUGCGACCCUGGACAAGUACAAGGGCGAGAAAGAGAUCCGACGCAUGUGA